Messenger RNA from Leptosia nina, 261 nucleotides. The record is from the annotation of a GenBank genome assembly. Lineage: Eukaryota; Metazoa; Arthropoda; Insecta; Lepidoptera; Pieridae.
AUGGCUCGUGACGUCACAGUUUCCAAAUUCGCGCCAGAACUGCUGGAUCCGGGAUAUCUGAGUGGCACAGGUGCGGACGCGACUUUCACGCGUAUAAAACGAAGCCGGCGCCAUCGGGCACGACCAGUCCGCUACACGUCUGAGGUCCCGCGCGCGCAUCUAUUCUCUCUCGCGAAAACGAAAGUGCCGAUACGAACAUUCCGAGACUGUGCAUUGAUCUGUGAGUGUGUGACUGGAACAGUGGUCGCUGUGUUAUCCUGA